Messenger RNA from Paramuricea clavata, 711 nucleotides. NCBI's taxonomy places the organism in Eukaryota, Metazoa, Cnidaria, Anthozoa, Malacalcyonacea, Plexauridae. The record is from the annotation of a GenBank genome assembly.
UUCAGUAUACGAUAUGGUUUGAAAGAAAAGCAGCGAAUUCCUUUACUUGCCACUGGCAAAACUGGCACUCUGGCAAAACUGGCGCUCUGGCAAAACUGGCAAACUGGCGCUCUGGCAAAACUGACUAGCACUUUAGUAAACUGGCGCUCUGGCGAAACUGGCGCUCUGGCAAAACUGGCGCUCUGGCAAAACUGGCAAAACUGGCGUUCUGGCAAAACUGGCAAACUGGCGCUCUGGCGAAACUGGCACUCUGGCGAAACUGGCACUCUGGCAAAACUGGCGCUCUGGCAAAACUGGCGCUCUGGCAAAACUGGCGCUCUGGCAAAAAUGGCAAACUGGCGCUCUGGCGAAACUGGCACUCUGGCGAAACUGGCACUCUGGCAAAACUGGCGCUCUGGCAAAACUGGCGCUCUGGCAAAACUGGCGCUCUGGCAAAACUGGCAAACUGGCGCUCUUGCAAAACUGGCGCUCUGGCAAAACUGGCGCUCUGGCAAAACUGGCGCUCUGGCAAAACUGGCAAACUGGCGCUCUGGCGAAACUGGCACUCUGGCGAAACUGGCACUCUGGCGAAACUGGCACUCUGGCAAAACUGGCGCCCUGGCAAAACUGGCGCUCUGGCAAAACUGGCGCUCUGGCAAAACUGGCAAACUGGCGCUCUGGCAAAACUGGCGCUCUGGCAAAACUGGCAAACUGGCGCUCUGGCGAAACUAG